Sitodiplosis mosellana (orange wheat blossom midge) is the source of this 4721-nucleotide messenger RNA. RefSeq lists its product as uncharacterized. The coding region runs from base 2120 to 4399 and encodes 759 amino acids. NCBI's taxonomy places the organism in Eukaryota, Metazoa, Arthropoda, Insecta, Diptera, Cecidomyiidae. The record is from RefSeq and is a predicted model, not a curated record. The transcript is spliced from 2 exons.
CCUAUGCAUGCUGUGUGCAAGACCGAGCAAGAGAGAGGGAAAAAAAGUGACACCUAACCGAAAAAAAGACGAAUGAAAAAGUAACGAGAGAGAAAAAUGAUCCGUUUGUUCGUUCGUUGGAAUAACAAGUGUGAGUGUGUUUUACAGCAGCUAAAGCACUGAGAAAAAAAAUUGUGAAGUGUCUGUGAGUUGCAUUCACACAGUACGGUGCGCCCAUUCACAUAUUAUAUUGCUCGACACUCUUUGUCUUCAUCAUACUUCCAUAGCCGUAUGCUCGGUACAUGUAUAGAUAUAUAGCCGAAUGCAUAGCUAUGUGUGAAAAAAAGUAAGCGUGUUCAUACAUAUAUAUAUGUGCGACACACCGCUCCCGCAUAUACAAUGCCUAAGAGUCUGUGUUUGCCGUAAACGAAGCGGCCCCGGGUCUCUCUGGCUUCUACUUGCACCAAUACAUCGACUGGGUGGACCGGAUCGGACGCGCGAUGACGACGAAUGACUUGUGUAUGCAUGUUGUGUUCGUGCGUGUUUGUGUGUGUAUGAAGUGUAGAAACGCCGCCGCCGAACCAAACUUAAGCGAAACGAUUAUAACACAGUUUAGUCAUAAUUUAGAAUGAGAUCCGAUACACAGCAACACCGCUCAUCAGUCUCGUCGUGAAAUUUAGACGAUUUUUCUUCUGUUGAAACAUUUCAGUUUGAGUUUUAACAAGUUCAAGUAGCUAAUAUCAUUUCGCAAUUUUUUCAAAGUAAUUUUUCGUUCGUUUUUUUCUUUCACGCCUUUGUUCGACGAAAAUAAAUCAAGCAAAUAAAAUAAUCAUUUAAAAAGAAGUGCUUUGCCGUUUUUUUUAAAUAUACGAACUUUGAUGAAUAAUUUGUACGUUGGAUUCGAACAUUUUCUGUGCAAAUACAAAGUGCAGAAACGAAAAUAGUAAAUGAUUGGUGAAGCAAAAAAUGAGAAUAAUCCAGUCAAUGUGUUUGUGUGUGAACCAAAAGUAAAGUUUUCAUUCACAAACGAGAGACAGCAGACACACACGCUGCGUGAAGCUGACAAUUCGAACAAAAAUUCAGACCAUUCAAAAUCAAACAAAAUUCCGAACCUCAUAAAAUCGCCAGCGGUCUUUUUUUUCUUUCUGUAAACAUUGUGCAACUGAUUAAAUUGGAGUUCUUUCAUUUACGAAUAACAACAACAACAGCGACACGAUAAAAAAAAUACCUAUAUAUAAACGAAAUAAAUGGCAAAGACCUGGAAACGAUUUAAUACGACGAAAAAUUGUCGUCAUUGACUUUUUUUGUGAAAUAAUUUCUGCUAAACGCCUGCUGCGUGUUGUUCACUGUGCGCCAAUCUGAUCAAUGAGUGUGUUGACUACAAAGUGUACAAGCAGGUCCAAGCAACAAUCGCAAAGAAUGAUGAAAAAAACACUCAACUGCCGUUCGAUGCUAAAAUAGAAUGUGCGGUCGAUUCCAAGUAAAACAUUUUUUUCGCAAGCAGUAACAAAAAAAAAAGCACCAUACGCUCGCGCGACACACAAACCAGUUAAAAUAAAGUUGACUUUUCUAGUGUGAAAUCAACGACAACAACAGCAACAAUAAAAAAAAUCGGUAUUUGUUUACACGAAUUCGGCACCACGGCGUUGUCAACUUAUGAAAAGAAUGAUAUAUAUAACACAACGAAAGUGCUGUACGUGAUUUAUUCCAUAAUACGCCACUUAGAAUUGCUCACGUAUACGAUAAUCGCCAUUUGAACGAAACAGAAACAUACACACACUCGCUUUAAUCAAAACACUAUAAACAGAGUGGACAUAUUUGCCUUUAAUUAAAUACACAUGGAAAACAUUUAAAACUAAAUGAAAGCGAUUAAAUCUACAUUAUAUUAGAUAGAUAAAACACUAACUCCAUUGAAAGUGCGGGAUAGAGAGAGAGAAAAAAGUGUUGAAAAAUAAUAAAGCGCCGACAGAUGAUUAAAACUGUAAUGUGAUAAAAAUCGUCCAGUGAAUAAACACAACAAUUUAUUUCAAUUUGAACGACGACGACGAAAAAAUAGAAAAAUACGAUAGAAGUCCGCAGCUAGACGAAACAGACAUUGACCAGAUCGAAAUACGAAAAAAGAACCAGCAACACACAAACGAUGUCAACAAACUGUAAUAAUUUAAUUAAAACGCCACUAGUAACUGUCGCAAACAUUGCAACCAUGGCAUCGUCAGCACAACAUAAUCACACACCACAAAAGCAACCGCAGCAUCCGAUAACCACAACAAAAAUGGGCUCCCGCCGCAUAUUUUCUGCUCAAUUUAAGCUCACCGUACUCGAUUCAUAUCGCAUGGACGCCGAUUGCAAGGGAAAUCAACGGGCCACCGCUCGCAAAUAUGGCAUUCAUCGGCGUCAAAUCCAAAAGUGGCUGCAAAAUGAAACGAAUUUGCGAUCGAGCGUUAAUAAUAAUAACAACAGCGAUUUGCAAAAUAAUCAGAACAACAACAAUACCAGCAGCCACAGUAAUGCGAACAAAAUGAGCGCCAUGCAGACAGCAGCGGUAGCAGCAAUGAAUGGAGGAGGCGCUGUGCUAAAUGGCCGGACGACGGUGAAUAAUUUAUCAUUAUCCGGUGUUGACAAUGUCAGCGCGAAGCGUUUAAUCCAUGAAAAUGCAUCAGCCACAAAUAAAUCAAUACUAAAUCAAUCAACUAUGUCUGGCAGCCCCACAACCAACUUCCAUUUCAACAGCCAUCACCAGCAACAGCAACAGCAGCAGCAACACCACCACCAGCAAAAACACAAUGCAAAUGAAAUCAACGCAAUGUCCUUGGAUAUACCUAGACAUAGCGUCGCUGCAAAUGCACGAAUUCAUAACAACAGUAACAGUAAUAGCGGCAACGCUGAACACACAAUGACAAAGACAAAGACAACAGGCAACUACAGCGAAUGCUAUGGCGAAUACAAGUGCGCAACGAAUGCAGCAGCACCGACCACAAAUACCAGUUUUCCCGUUUCAAGUACAUCCACUUCACCAGCGUUAGCGCCGUCGUUUGUUGCUCGCCCGAUGCCGCAUUCAUCAAAUGAAUCGACCGUUUCCUAUGCAUCUCAGCGACAACCAUUGCGCAUCGUUUCACCGUCGUAUUUGUUGCCGUCCCCACAAGCGAAUGCAUCGCAUGCACCGAACGGAAUUCCAAUGAUCGAUGCCGCUAAAGCCGCAUUCCACCCAACCCAUUACCCGGCCACUUAUCAUCAUCCACGGUCGGCAGCCGCCGUCGCUGCUGCCUUCCAUGAAAUUAAUCCGAUGCUCUACGAUUCCGUGCCACCACCACCACCAAUCGGUAUGAUCCCAUCAAUUAGACACUAUUUAGGUACACCGCAUCAUGAUGCAUUGCAAGUGGCAACAUUUGCUUCAAGAGUAAUGCCGUCGGCUUUUGAAAAUCCAUUCCAUUUGCCACACCAAAACGGCUUCUACGACCAUCACAAUGCGUACGAAUUGUAUCCAUCGUAUUUGCCACCGAUUGCUGUGCCCACAGCCAUGAUGCCCGAACGUAUUGUACCAAAAACGGAAAUCAUCACUGAAAUCGAAACCAUACCAAAUGUCGUCGAUGAAUUACCCGAACGACCACAAUCACCGAUCGAUCUAACCGUGCCCGGCCGUCAAACACUCAUCGAAUCGAGUCGGUCGUAUAAACCACGCUUCUCGUUGCCAUCACCUCCGGUCAAAGCAGCGUACAAAGCACUCGAAAUUCCACAUUCCGAUGGCAGCAGCACGGCUGAACACAAACCAUGGGAUUUGAGAUGUACACGCAAACGUAAAGUGGACGAUGACAUCGACGAAGGGAUCAGUGUUAAUGGCGAACAAAGUAAAUUACAUGAAAAAUCCGCAUCUAGUCCAACACCCGCCAAAGUUGUCAAGCUAUUCAAACCGUAUUUGAUGUCGAGCGAUGACGAAGACGACGACGAAAAUGACGGAAAAAAGUGCUCAAAAUCGGAUGAACAAACACAACAACGUGACCCGAUCAUUUGGAGUAAUUCACUGUAUGGAAACAGUAGCCCCACAACGAUAACGCCAUUUCAGUCACCAAUCGUAAACACUCAACCGCAAACACAUUCAUCGUACUGGUCAAAUCAUGGUUCGCCAGUAUCUGGUUAUGAUAGCGCCUCGUCAACAUUCAGCGACUGCAAUUGCAGUGAUUCAAAUUGUCAAACAAAACUGGCAUCGCCCGCACCGACGGUAGCAUCGUUCUCCGAUGAUUUUACGGCAUCACCAAUAUCCAGCAGCAGCACCGAAACCACAAAUACCGAAACAACUGUAUCAACAACACCGCCAACCAAAUACAUUAUACCCCGUCGGCAAAUUCUCGAGAAAUGGUCACACGAAGACGAUGAAGCCAGCCAGCAGUUUGAUCGCUCACAACGAGACCUCAUCGUGCGGUAAAUUCAAUCAAGUUAUACACAUUUUUUUAAAAAACACGUAGUUUGUAAGCUCAAAUCUAGUUGAUCGUUUUGUUUUCGAAAACGAUUUUUUGUUCAUCUUCUCUGCAUGUGUAAAUGAGAAUGAAGCAUUUUCUUUUAUAUUUUCACAUUUUUUGGCCAUAAAAAAUACGAAAUUUCUUAUUUGUGAUAAAAAAAAAUAAACGAUAAAUUUUUAAAAGGAUUUCUAAGAACAAGAAAAAUGAAGACAAAAAAAGGUUAAAUUAGAGCGCUUCACUGACUGCUUUUCCAAUAAACAAUCACCCAAUUUUCAUACGAUAACCCCA